Molecule: messenger RNA, 2376 nt
Organism: Capronia epimyces CBS 606.96
Lineage: Eukaryota; Fungi; Ascomycota; Eurotiomycetes; Chaetothyriales; Herpotrichiellaceae
Exons: 3
Coding region: 1-2376 (791 amino acids)
Biological process (GO): regulation of transcription by RNA polymerase II
Molecular function (GO): DNA-binding transcription factor activity, RNA polymerase II-specific; RNA polymerase II cis-regulatory region sequence-specific DNA binding; protein binding
Source: RefSeq, a predicted model, not a curated record
AUGCCGCCAUCAAAGCGCAAAGCACGUCGCAAGCCCGCCGGUGCCCUCCCGUCCUCUGAGCUCGACCUUCCAGAUUCUUCCCCAACACAGCCGUCUUCUAAGAAGCGCAGGGUCAAUGGAUCCCGCGCCGCAGCAAGGCGACAGUCCCUCUCGCCCAACCCCGACCCUUCCCUUGCCCAGGAUUCGGGCGAUGAGGCCGAAGAAAUCUCGCAGACCGAUCUUAUUGACUCCGUCGUAUCCUUCCUUCAGGUCUCUAAAGACCCCGUCGUCGCAAGGACCGAAUAUGCCAAUGACAAGGCGCACAAUAACAGCCCGCAGAAGGUGUCCGCAUAUGCAAAGAUUGCCGGUCGAGAUUGGACCUACUUUGUGCAGGAGCAGUCUGUCAAUAUUGGACGACCGCCGGAUGAGCGGCCGACCGUGAACGGUGCUUCAAGCCCUGUCACCGACUUGAAUGAUGUGUUGCCGGUCCACAUCGACCUUGGACCCAGCAAGAUCGUCUCCCGCCAUCACGCCUCGAUUUAUUACGAUGCCGAUUUCCCUGUUGAUGAAGGGGGCUGGCAUCUAAGAGUCAAUGGUAGGAACGGUGUGCGGGUCAACAACGUGUUAGUCAAGAAAGGCUUGAGAAGACAACUGAGGUCGGGCGACAUACUGGAAAUCGCUGGGACGCAAAUGAUGUUUGUGACGCCUGGCGACAGAGUCCAAAUUGACCAAUACUUUCUGGACCGCGCCAAAGCGCUUGCCACUGGGGAGGAAAUUGCGCCUUCCGCCGCCCUCCCAGCACCUGCGAAGCGGGACCUUUCGUACGGAACCAUGCAGCAAUUCCCGUCGCUUGCUCCAGCUCCUCCUGAUAUGAAGCGUGAAACAACCCCGCCUCCUCAAUCGGAUGCGGGAAAGCAUCAACGGGGCGUUUUCGACAGCAAAUUGCCCAUGUCACCCAUGUACGGUAGGGGAAUGAUGAUAGAAAGCACCCAGGAGAUCGACUACAGUCGAGAUAGCGCAAAAGACCUCAAGCCUCCCUUCAGCUAUGCGACCAUGAUUGCCCAAGCCAUAUUUUCCAGCGAAGAGGAGAAGUUGACCUUGAGUAAUAUCUAUUCUUUCAUUGCUGACAAGUAUGCCUUCUAUCGACAUUCCAAUAGCGGCUGGCAGAACUCCAUUCGUCACAAUUUGUCUCUGAACAAGGCUUUCCAAAAAGUCCCUCGACGUACCGAUGAGCCUGGCAAAGGCAUGAAGUGGCAGAUUGCCCCAGAAUGUCGUCAGGAUUACUGGAAGAAACUGUUCCGGCGUGGUAAUGGCUCCACGCCGUCAUCUCCCGCAUCUGCGAAAGACGUCAAUCCUAACUUCCGCGGCCCAAACGGCCAAAAUCUCGGCUACGACACGUCCAUGGUCAGUCAAUUUUCUGCCAGGGAUAUAAAUGACCGCCCUAACGCACAGCUUCCUGGGAAGACCAAUGGCCAAUUUUCAUCCUUUAACUCGGGACAACAAUCCCAGCACGCUCCCAGUCUUGCUCCGUCAGCCCCACGACUGCAAGAGGCUAUUACACCUCAAAGACACAGAGCCAGCACACAGAACACGCUUCCUGACAUGGAACUAGAGGACUCACCCCUGCCACCCGGUCAUCCUCGACCGACGCCGCGUCUGGGAAAUGGACUACCAAUCUAUACUCUUCCUCCCGCUAUGCCACCUGCGCACCAUUCUCCGGUCAACCCGACCCUGUCAUCAUCAUACCUGGACACUCCCUUCCAUCCUUCACAGCAUAGUAUCAUCACACCGGCACCCUUGAGGCAAAACCCUAGGCUAGCUCCGCCCAGCACGCUAGUUGCUCCAAGUAAAUUCAUGCCGGAGUCAUCUCCCGCAGGCGCCGGUCUGUUCUGGAAGGGCUUGAUGGGCGUGACACCAGGUCGUCCCCCGCCUGAUAUGUCGCCCGUCAAAGACGAUGACCCUCAGGCCAAUGGUAUCGAUCGGCAGGUACUGAGUUCCAGCCCGCCGCCGAUGGAUGGGGGCAUGGGUAGUCCCAGCAAACCUGCUAGAAGCAGUCAAGCGCCAGCCACUUCGAACCCAAGAGCUAAGAUGGAGGCUACGCCAGUGAUAACACAACGUGAGAAAGAUGUGCCCACUAGGGACAGCGAUGGGUUCGGCGAACACGCGCCCACCACCGGCGUGACUUCUAGUUCUACAGGAGCAACACAAUUUCUCCAACCCGCCAGCUUCACCGCGCGAUCUGCUUCUCACGAUACCACCAUGGGUUCGAAUCAUGCAGAUGGUGAUGAGGACGGAACCGGCGAAUUCGACCUGGCCAAAGGGUUCGCUCCAAUCGCAGGCAGCGGUUUCAAUUCGCAGAGGAGCAGUAGUAUCGGCGUUGCCAAAGCCGGAUCUUGA